This is a messenger RNA of Dendrobium catenatum, 1139 nucleotides long. RefSeq names its product phytochromobilin:ferredoxin oxidoreductase, chloroplastic. The transcript is spliced from 8 exons. The coding region runs from base 68 to 943 and encodes 291 amino acids. Lineage: Eukaryota; Viridiplantae; Streptophyta; Magnoliopsida; Asparagales; Orchidaceae. Gene Ontology annotation, molecular function: phytochromobilin:ferredoxin oxidoreductase activity; cobalt ion binding. The record is from RefSeq and is a predicted model, not a curated record. Gene Ontology annotation, biological process: phytochromobilin biosynthetic process.
CGUGAUUCCGUCUCGCGGCUCUGCAGCACUUCAAAACACCUCUCUCUCUCUCUCUCUCUCUCCAUCCAUGGAUCUGUCUGCCUUCUCCUACCAAAAGUUCGUCCAGUUUGCUUUGGAAGAGACCCAACGCCGGACAACUCUCAGCCCUCGUCCCAUCCAGGAGAACCUCAAAUGUUUGAGGUCUAAAGAUGGCAAUGCUACACUUCAUACACUCUCAUUUAAAGCUCCCAAGAUUAGGCAUAUUCGGAGUUUAUCGAUUGAAGGAGGUCCUUCCAUGCAAGUGCUUGAUUUUGCAGCAUUUCCUGAACUAAAAUUUGAUUUUCCAAUAUUUUGUGCCAACUUUUUUACAACAUCUACUCUUAGUAUUAUUGUACUGGACCUUAAUCCUCUAUAUGGCGCCACCCUUCAAAGGGAUUACAAAGAGAAAUAUUAUCGAAGCUUGAUGCCCCUUUAUCAGAAAUAUGCUGAGCUUUUGCCCUGGGGAGAUAAGAUCACAAGCGAGUCCCUUAAAUUUUUUUCACCCAUCGUCAUAUGGUCCAAGAUCAAUUCAACCCCGCAGAACUAUGAGGUCUUAUAUGCGACAUUCAAGGAUUAUUUUAAGGCAUGGCUUGUUUCAAUGGAACUGGCAGUGGAGGCAGUGAAUGAAAUGCAAACUGUUUGUAACUGUGAAGCGCAGCAUAAAUACUUAGCAUGGAGAGCAGAAAAGGAUCCAGGACAUCCACUAUUGAAAAGAUUAAUUGGAGAGAAUCUGGCAAGAGAAAUGAUUAGGCACUUUCUAUUUGAGGGUGUUGAUUCAUUGGGAACCAAGACCUUUUUAGAUUAUUUCCCUGAAUACCAUUGUGUGGACGGUUCAAUAAAUCAGAAGCGCAGCAUCAUUGGGAAGGCUUAUAAAACCCGCCCAUGGGAUGCUGGAGGAGAAUUCAUUGGUAGCAAGGCUAGUUAACUACUGCUGAAUCUCUGUUGAAAAUUUUGAAUGAAAUGGUUCUUUUGUUAUUGUUAUAUAUAUAUUAACUUAUGUUUGACUUUUUGUUUUGUUGUUUAUGUAACUUUAAUGACUUUUUGAGAACACAUUUUUUUAUGGCUGUUGUGUAUCAUAUUUACUUGGAUGAUUUUUUCAUGUCAUUAAACGUUUCCAUUUA